Molecule: messenger RNA, 1251 nt
Organism: Stylonychia lemnae
Lineage: Eukaryota; Ciliophora; Spirotrichea; Sporadotrichida; Oxytrichidae
Source: the annotation of a GenBank genome assembly
AUGAUUGAGAGCUAUCUAUAAAAUGUAAACAGGGAUUAAUCCAACUAGCUAGACUCUAUUUUCGCUCAGAAUAAAAGCAUUGACAGAGUAGUAGAUGGAGGGGGUGCAGAUGGAAGCAACACUAAUAGUUAAGGAGGCGGAGGUGGUGGUUAGCCAAUGAAUUGGAAAGUACUUUUCGAUAAAAUAAUGACCUAGAAGAAGAUUACUCUUAAUCCAGAUUUGAUCGAGGAUUCUGAGGGGUAUCGAAGUAAGUCAAAUUAGAAGGAUAGAUCAUAUUCACCAAGUCGCAGAUAAUCCCAAAUGAGAAGCUAAACUGCUCGAGGAGCAAGUCCUGGUAGAAAGAGCAAUACUCACAUGAGGGCAUACUAUGGAAACAAUACAAAUUCCAACUUUUCAGGAGGGGCAUUAGAUAUCAACCAAAGAAACAUCGAGGAUAUUUACAUUGAGUAUGGCUACAAUAAGAAAAAGAGAGCUAUAUACUAGGACAUUCUCAAAUAGCAAUCUCAAGGGAACAAGUUUUACUUGAAGUAGUUGAAGUUGGGGCUUAUGGAUGAAAAUUAAAAGAAAAAAAAGACUAACUUUCUAAAUCAUAACAUGAACAUAAUAAGAGAUGGAUCAGAAAAAGUAAGAAUAAUUAAUCAGACUCUGAGUGAGAGGAAGUUUAGUAAGAACUAUCUGAAGGAAAAACUUGGAAAUGAAAAUUAUAAAACGGUCAUACUUAAAAAAGCAAGUGAAACAGCAAGAGAUCUAGACAAAGACUUUGAAUUGAUUUAGGAAUAACUAAGACCAACACAAUUCCCUCUAUAUCACACUGGCAAGGAUGAGAAGUUUAAGAAAUCUUGGACAUUGAGAUCUCUUACCAAUUCAAAUUUGAUUCACAACCCACACAGCAAUUACUAUCAUGCUAUUAAGGAGAAAUUGAACAAUAACCUAAGUUCUAAAUCGAGGCAGAGACUUAAGGAUGAAUCUAUUCGGAAGAAUGGAGGGUCCAAUGGAGGCCACAUCCCAUUGUUUAAGAGUCCUACUAUAAAGUUCAACCAGGAUUAGGAUAUGAUGCUAGAGCUCUAGAAAAGAGCUACUUUGAAGUAUUUGUAGAGACAAGAACGCAAUAAAACAAUAUAGAAGCUUAAACAGACAUUUGAAGCCAAUUACCUCUCCAAUGUACUUAAGAAUGUAAACGAAGAUAUCUUCUUAUUCAAGCAGACAUCAGCGGGAAACUUUCUUAAGCCAAAGGCAAUUAACAACUUCUGA